UUGGGGCGCGUGGCGCUCUCCCCUGUCUGGUUCCUCUACAGCCUGUUCAUGAAGCUGUUCCAGCGCCCGCGGCCGGCCCUCACCCUCGAGAGCCCUGACAUCAAGUACCCACUUCGGCUCAUCGACAGGGAGGUCAUCAGCCAUGACACGCGGCGCUUCCGCUUCGCCCUGCCGUCCCCCGAGCACAUCUUGGGCCUGCCUGUCGGCCAGCACAUCUACCUCUCCGCUCGAAUCGAUGGGAACCUGGUCAUCCGGCCCUACACGCCCGUCUCCAGCGACGAUGACAAGGGCUUUGUGGACCUGGUCAUCAAGGUCUACUUCAAGGACACACACCCCAAGUUCCCUGCGGGGGGGAAGAUGUCGCAGUACCUGGAAAGCAUGCAGAUUGGAGACACCAUCGAGUUCCGGGGCCCCAACGGGCUGCUGGUGUACCAGGGCCGAGGGAAGUUUGCCAUUCGGCCCGACAAGAAGUCCAGCCCUGUGAUCAAGACGGCCAAGUCGGUGGGCAUGAUCGCCGGAGGGACAGGCAUCACCCCCAUGCUGCAGGUGAUCCGGGCCAUCAUGAAGGACCCAGAAGACCGCACCGUGUGCCACCUGCUCUUUGCCAACCAGACCGAGAAGGACAUCCUGCUGCGGCCCGAGCUGGAGGAACUGAGGAACGCGAACUCCGAUCGCUUCAAGCUGUGGUACACGCUGGACAAGGCCCCCGAGGCCUGGGACUACAGCGAGGGCUUCGUGAACGAGGAGAUGAUCCGGGACCACCUCCCGCCGCCGGGUGAGGAGACGCUGGUGCUGAUGUGCGGGCCACCGCCCAUGAUCCAGUUCGCCUGCCUGCCCAACCUGGAGCGCCUGGGCCACGCCAAGGAGCGCUGCUUCUCCUUCUGAGCUGGGACCGCGCCUCCGCUCUGCCCGCCUGCUGCUCUCGUCCUCCCCUGCCGCCCCACGGGGCUGCUGCGCCCACCGGGGCCCGGGUUCAGCCCGGCCUGCCUGUGCCUUGGUGGCGCCGCUGGGGACACGCCUGUCGCUGCUCUGCGAACCCCGCCUGGGGCCCAGGCUGAGGUCGCCAGACCCUCGUACUGCCCGGCCCUGGAAGGGGGGGAGCGCAGGGCUUCGGGGCCCAGCCUGCCCCCCGCCACGGCCACCCUCACCGACACUACACGAGACAACUGACUCCUGAAGCCCCUCCCAGAGCCCACAGGCCCCGCUGGCUGGAGCCCCUCUCUCAGGGGACCCCAGCAUUUCUCCAGCACCCCCAGACACUCAGGCAGCCCUGGGCGCCCCAGGUUGCCAGCCUGGCGGAGUGCAGAGGUCCCAGCCCCGAGGGACAUCAGCCCCUCGGCCCCCACCCGCCUCCCUGCGCCCCGCGGGGGCCUGCCCAGUGCCUCUCCUCUGACAGACGCCCUUGGGGGCUUCUAGACAACAGCUGUGUCGCCUUCCACGUAGCGGCUUUCUUGGAGUCAUGUAUGAGCAGAGAAAGAAUUCAAGUAAAACUUUGCUACUCAGC
This is a messenger RNA of Chinchilla lanigera (long-tailed chinchilla), 1504 nucleotides long. Its product is annotated as NADH-cytochrome b5 reductase 3. The record is from RefSeq and is a predicted model, not a curated record. Gene Ontology annotation, cellular component: mitochondrion. NCBI's taxonomy places the organism in Eukaryota, Metazoa, Chordata, Mammalia, Rodentia, Chinchillidae. Gene Ontology annotation, molecular function: oxidoreductase activity; FAD binding.